Messenger RNA from Porites evermanni, 342 nucleotides. The record is from the annotation of a GenBank genome assembly. Lineage: Eukaryota; Metazoa; Cnidaria; Anthozoa; Scleractinia; Poritidae.
AUGUCUAUGCUCCCUAAAGUCAAUUCUGUCUGUAAAUCAGCCUUCUACCAUCUGCGUCACAUUUCCCGCAUAAGAAAAUUCCUAUCAUCAAAGACUACCGAGAUUCUCAUCCAUGCUUUUGUAUCCUCCAAGCUGGACUACUGUAAUUCUUUUUUGUAUAAUGUGCCCAUGUAUGUUUUGAAAAAGCUUCCAUCAGUACAGAAUGCUGCCGCCCGCCUGAUUACAUGCUCCCGCAAAUACGACCACAUCACUCCAAUUCUGUCCGAUCUACACUGGCUUCCUGUAAAUGAGCGUAUUAAAUUCAAAAUCCUGCCGCUUACUUUCAAGGCUCUACACCAAUAA